AUGUCGUCUACUGAGAACAUCGCCAUCAUCGGUGCAGGCCUCUCUGGUCUCACACUAGCUCUUGCACUCUAUCAACAUGGCAUCCCCUGUACCAUCUAUGAGGCCCGCGACGCACCAUUGAACAUCGGCGGAGCCGUCAUGCUCUCUCCCAACGCCCUCCGAAUUCUCGAUAUCCUAGGCGUCUACGAGCGCAUCCGUCCCGAGGGCUACGACUUUGACCACUUGCACUUCCGCACUCCCAGCGACGAGCCCUUUGACACAUACGAAUUCGGGGAUAGCAAGAAAUACGGGUACAGUGGCAUGCGCAUCUAUCGACACGUUCUCAUCACCGAGCUCUCGGCUAUGAUCAAGGAGGCGAACAUCCCCAUUAACUACCAGAAGAAGUUUCAGCGUGUGGUUUCUGAGACCACGACGGACGUGACGUGGGUGUUUGACGAUGGAACGACCGCGACUGCGACUUGUCUCAUUGGGGCUGAUGGAAUCCACUCGCGGGUGCGCAAGUACCUCUACCCUGAGCUCGAGCCGCGAUUCAUGAACGCCAUGGGUGUCACUGCUGCUGUGCCCACUAGCCAGUUGCAAAUUCCCGAGGGCUACCAGCUCCCCGUGACGAUUAUGAACAAGUUACACGGGGCGUUUGUCAUUGCACCCCAGCUGAAGGAUGGAUCGGAGGUGUUGAUCGGAAGACAGAAGCGCGCCGCGCAGUUGGACCGGGAGGGCUGGAACCAACUCAUGAACGACAAGGAGUGGUGUGUUGACUUUUUGCGAGACGGAAUCAACGACUUCCCGGCGAUCGUGCAACGGGCCGUAUCGGACAUUUCCCCAUCCAACAUCAACCUGUGGCCGUUCUAUAUGGUCCCCAAACUUGACAAGUGGAGUUCUGAACAUUCUCGGGUGAUCAUCCUGGGUGAUGCGGCUCAUGCUAUCCCACCAACGGCGGGGCAGGGUAUCAACCAGGCCUUUGAAGAUGUAUAUACGUACGCAUUGACUCUGGCGAAGCGUGGAGACACCUCCCUCGAACGGGCUUUGAAGAUCUGGCAGCAGGGACGCCAGGAGAGAGUUGACAAGGUGUUGGAACUCAAUGCUCAGAUUGACAAGCGUCGCAUGCCGAAGGCGAGUGAUCAGGAAGAGUCCGAGGCGGGUGGAGAUUUUGAUUUGGAAUGGCUGUACAAGCCGGAGCUUGAGGCGAUAGUUGAGAAAUGGCUUGGUGAAGGUUUGGAGUAG
Aspergillus wentii DTO 134E9 is the source of this 1221-nucleotide messenger RNA. RefSeq names its product FAD-dependent oxidoreductase. The transcript has a single exon. The record is from RefSeq and is a predicted model, not a curated record. Gene Ontology annotation, biological process: secondary metabolite biosynthetic process. Gene Ontology annotation, molecular function: FAD binding. Lineage: Eukaryota; Fungi; Ascomycota; Eurotiomycetes; Eurotiales; Aspergillaceae. The coding region runs from base 1 to 1221 and encodes 406 amino acids.